AUGUCUGCUUUGCUCAGGGGCAUCGCAUCAAGGACCUGGAGAAAGUUCGCAGCGUUGCUGGCUGGCUCGGAGCAAGAGGGUAUCACGGAGCGGACGUGCUCGACCCACAGGUCAUUCGAGGCAACAUGGCUUUUCCUCAUUGGCUCCUACUGGCCUCAGCCUGCGGCUUUGUCGACGCCAAAGACAAGCGAACAGCUUGGAGUCUUCCUUCGUCGCUCGAAGUCUCCGUGGGUUCUAGCUGGCGGCUUCAACCUGGCGCCUGAUGAUGUGAAGCUGCGUGAGUGGGUAGAGCUGCUCACAGGGGCGAUUGCGGCACCAUCGGGGCCAACCUGUUUCGCCUCCAAGAACGGCUCCACCAUCGACUACCUCGUGGUCAGCCAGGGCCUGGCCAACUUUGUCAGUGAUGUCAGAGCGAUAUAUGGCACGCCUUCGUCACCGCACGUCGCGGCAUCGCUGCAGCUCAAGGGGCCCGCGCUCAACGCCCCGCUCCGCGUUCGCAGCAUGGCUGGUCUUGGCCCGCUGGAGACAGGGGGCGUGCAGUUGGAAGAUGCCUGGUGCCAAUGGCUCUUCAACAUGGAGCAUGAGCUCUGCAGCCAGUUCGACCUGGUGGGCUCUGGGCAGCGCGGCUACACUGGCAGGGCUGACGGAUUCGAGCGGAAACAGGUGCCGCUGGCCACGUCCAUGGAGAAGGCUGCCAUGUCUGGCGGCGGAGGCCAGAUGCGAGCCUGGAGGUCGCUUGACGCCAUCUUGCCCAGGUUCCGAGGCCUCCAGGACCACGCCCUAGACGACAGGGGCCAGGCGGCAGAGGAGCAGGAGGUCUCCCUUACGCCCUUGGGCUUCGUGCUACCUGACUACACGUCACCGAGCACAGGGCCGCCCCCGUUGCCGAGGGCUGCCUGGCCAUCGCUCUCAGGGCCCACCACGCCCGAUGCGCCUCGCCAGGAGUCUGCGGCCAGCGAAGCUGCGCACACCGCGUCGCCGCAGCCACGGGCUGCUGCGACCCGCAGGCGUUGGCGAGUCGCCGACUCUCGCCAGGCUUUGCUGGAUGAGCUGGGCCACCUCGACUUCUCGGAGCUCACCAGUGUCAAGUCGAUCGAGUUCGACCUGCACGUGCUGCGAGCCACGGCGGAGGCUGGAGGCGAAGACCUGGAGACGCUGGCCUCCAACGUGCACAAGACAGCGCUGGAGGCGUCCCAGGCGGCGGCCAAGGAGCAGCUGCAAGAAUGGCGCGAGUGGGCUCAGUCUGCC
Messenger RNA from Prorocentrum cordatum, 1248 nucleotides. The record is from the annotation of a GenBank genome assembly. NCBI's taxonomy places the organism in Eukaryota, Dinophyceae, Prorocentrales, Prorocentraceae.